AUCUUUGUAUUUUUGAUCAAAAACUAAAGAAAGUAACUACAAAGAAUUGUAAGUGCUACAGAAUUUCGGACUAAAUUUUGGCAAUGCAAUGGCACAAGACCUUAACGCCGCUCGGACGUCAGUACUCUGGCAGCAGCUUGGCGGGGCGACUAGUGGGGCUAACAAAUCUGCGCAGGGCUACGCCGGCGGCGUAUCGCAAGGUGCGUGAUAUUGUUUGCACUUAUGAGAGGGCGGGCGGCAUUGGCAGCGAUUUGCAGCUGACGGCGAAUGAGAAACAGGCCAACGAUGUGAUCAUGGCGCUGAAGCUGGCCGAGUACCAGCGCGGCAUAAUGGAUCCCACUCAAUUUGCGCCCGGCUAUCACAUAUUCCAGAUGCUGUACAAGAUCAAGCAGUCGCCGCUGUUCAAGGUCAUUUCGAGCAUGCCCAAGGGCGGCGCACUAAAGACACACGACACCUCCAUGUGCAGCAGCGAGUUUCUGAUAAAGUUAACACACAAGCCGCAUCUGUGGGUGUGCACCAGAGAGGAUGGACGCCAAUACGAAAUUGUGCAGUUUCGUUAUGCCAGAGAGCAGCCCAGCAGCAACCACCAGGACUGCAGCUGGCUGCGCAUGGAGGAGCUGCGCGAGAGUCGUGGCGAUCGCAAUGUGCAUGAAUAUUUGCGCGCGCGCUUCAGCAUGUACCCGCUGUCUAGGCCGCAGUCGAAUGCGGAUGCUUGGAGCAACAUGAUGAGCAUUUUUCGACUGGUCGAUGGGCUGGUGAAGUACGAGCCCAACUGGGGCGAGUAUUACUACAAUGCGCUGAAGGAGUUCCAUGCCGAUGAGGUGCAGUAUGUGGAGGUGCGUUCGCUGCUGCCGCGUCUGUACUCGCUGGACGGGCAGAAGCUGCAGGUCAGCGACACUGUCAAAGUGUACAAUGAGCAGCUGCAGCGCUUCAAGCAGCAGCAUCCCGACUUUAUUGAUUCGAAACUCAUCUAUGCGCCGCUGCGUCACAUUGAUGCCGCCAAACUGGCGACGCAUGUGAAGCUCUGCACUGAGCUGAAUGCAGCGUAUCCAGAGCUGCUGAUUGGCUUCGAUUUGGUGGGCCAGGAGGAUUUGGGCUAUCCGCUCAGCGCCUUUGCCAUGGAGCUGCUCAAACUGCCGCAGCAUAUUAACUUUUAUUUCCAUGCCGGCCAGACCAACUGGUACGGCUCGCCAGUCGAUGAGAAUCUGGUGGAUGCUGUGCUGCUGGGCACGCGUCGCAUUGCCCAUGGCUAUGCGCUCUGCAAGCAUCCGCUGAUCAUGCAGCUGGUCAAGCAGCUGGGCAUUGCCAUUGAGGUGUGCCCCGUGGGCAACCAAGUGCUGCAGCUGGGCACGGACUAUCGCAAUCAUCCCGCCGCCAGCUUCAUAGCCAACAACAUACCCUUUGUCAUCAGCUCGGGCAAUCCCAGCUUCUGGCGCACCACGCCGCUGUCCCAUGACUUCUACUUGACCUUUCUAGGCAUUGCCCCCAUGAACGCGGACUUGACUUUUCUGAAGCGUCUGGCCAAGAACUCGAUUAAGUACAGCGCGCUGAAGGAUGAGGAUAAGGCCAAGGCAAACGAGAAAUGGAAACUGAAGUGGGACAAAUGGAUCGAUGACGUCAUUGCUCAAAGGGAUGAGCUCUUUGUGGCCGAAGCCAAGCGUAAAGCCGAAGUGCAGAAAUAGAAAUUGUUCAAUGUUUGUAAGCUUCAUAUUUAUUAUUCAGAUUAUAAAAUUGUAAGCAAAGUAUGCAAC
Drosophila busckii is the source of this 1751-nucleotide messenger RNA. It is a transcript of the gene Adgf-E, whose product is annotated as adenosine deaminase 2. The record is from RefSeq and is a predicted model, not a curated record. Lineage: Eukaryota; Metazoa; Arthropoda; Insecta; Diptera; Drosophilidae. Gene Ontology annotation, biological process: adenosine catabolic process; inosine biosynthetic process. The coding region runs from base 84 to 1682 and encodes 532 amino acids. Gene Ontology annotation, molecular function: adenosine deaminase activity. The transcript is spliced from 2 exons.